Polychytrium aggregatum is the source of this 4680-nucleotide messenger RNA. RefSeq names its product armadillo-type protein. The transcript is spliced from 2 exons. Gene Ontology annotation, cellular component: cytoplasm. Bases 129 to 4535 code for a protein of 1468 amino acids. NCBI's taxonomy places the organism in Eukaryota, Fungi, Chytridiomycota, Chytridiomycetes, Polychytriales. Gene Ontology annotation, biological process: chromatin remodeling. The record is from RefSeq and is a predicted model, not a curated record.
CGGCCCUUGACUGCCCCUUCCUCCCUCUUUCUCUCGAUCGCUCAGGGAACAGACAUACCGCCGACUCUCUCCGAUAGACCCCGUUACCGCCGCCGAUCUCCGGUCCGCAUAUCCACGCAGCUUGCAUCAUGGCCCUCACAACCGGCGCGAUGGCCAGCAUCUCGCUGGAGGACAAGCGCAACGCUUACUUCUUGAUGUUGCGAUCGCCCACAACAGCCCUGUUCAACCCCGACAGCUGGGCAUACAAUAAGCGAGACGACAAAAAUCCAGCCUCGGAGGUCCGAUCGUGCGUAUCCAUUAUCCUGGACUCCAAUCCCGAGGACGGGCCGGCGAUCUUGGCCGCAUUCGUGGAUUAUCUUGUCCUGGGGCUCCUGCGGCCGCUCCAUAGCCAGCUCACGUCUCCAACGAUGAUCGAAUGUGUGCUCGAGACACUUGCCGCCAUCCUCAGCAAAGUGCCCCCGGGCUGCAUCAGCCCGCUUGCUUUCCAUGAAGCUCUCCUGGCUAUUCCCAAAACGCUGGGUCGCCGGCUUCAACGGCCCCCGGUGCCAUCGCCAUCGCCAUCAGCACCGACAUCGGCACCGACAGAACAGGCAUCGGUCCUGCGAGAUUUUUCGUCGAUGCUGUCGGAGGAGGCUGUGUUGGCCGGAGUUCGAUGUCUCGAAGAUCUGAUGCGGAUCGCCGAGCGGCCCCAUGACGAUCUCGGCCUCUCGAUCGCACCCGCCGAGGCCUCCAAGGAACUCGGAAAGAUCUCGUUCCAAGAGCCCCUGGCCUUUGUGAUAUUCUGGCUGCUCGACAUCCUGGACCGACAGAAGCGACUCGAGCUUCACACGGCCGCGUGCGCAACGCUGACGGCUCUCUUUCGCAGAGUCGAGAAGGUCGACUUGCUGGUCAACGUACUGCCGGGUGUCUGCUCGUCCUUGAGCAAGGUCGUGUGCAAGGCCGAGUCCUCGAACAGUCGACUGCUGAUGGCAUGUCUCGACACCCUGGGGGAUCUCAUCUGCCACGCGCUCUCAGACGAACAAAAUAGCGAAUUCAUCGUGCGGGCCCCUGCAACCUGGGCUGAUCUGAAGGAUCCCAGCGUCAGCUCGAAUGUCGAUGGUGUCGGCGUGGAGGCUGAUCUCGGCAGCCCGUCGACGGCUGUUGUUCGAAGCGAUAUCUCUCGAAUCGGCGACGGCGAUCAGGGCAGCGACUCUGCAACUUCCAAGCCAAGCAGGACGCCCCGGCUCAAGCGCUCGGCCCAAUGGCUGAAUCAAGUCGACGAACGCCUCUCUGGUCUGUUCAAGGCGGUCAGCCAGAGACGGAACCAUCCCCAGUGGAAAGUGCGCGAUUGCUUUGCUCAGCAAUACGGGCAGAUGGCGGUGGCAUGCUGUCAGUCGCUGCCUGCGACUGUCUCUGUCCUGAUCGAGACGCUUGUCUUUUAUGUCGGCGAUCCAUACCCGCAAGUCCGUCAGCAGUGUCAGCGCCAUCUCCACGAGCUUUCGCUGCGGUCUUGGUACGAAAAGUCCUUCCUGGAUCUGCUUCGAGCCAGCCUGCAUCACCGGCUCCAAGGCCUGGCCCAGACACUGACCAGGAAGACCGAGAGCGAGGAACAGAAGCUCGAUGCUCUCCGGAUCGUCAACGGGUACAUGAUCCUGCUCAAAGACGCCUCCUCGGUGGUUCUCAGCACUAGCCUGGGCCAAAUCUCGCCGGGGCUCAUGGAACUGGCCGUCAUGGAUGUGUCGGACGUGCGCAUUGUCGAAGAUCGAACGGCCUUUGGUCAGUACGAUGCCUUUGUGCAGCCAUCCACCGACGACGGCGUUGCCACCAUCCAUCCAACUGAACCAACUGGAUCGACUGGAUCGACUGAGCAUCCAAAGCGAGACACCAAUCGCAAGUCGAUACCGUCCAAGCAUCCGGAGCAGUUCCCUCGGCGCAAGUUUGCGCACUUUCACGACGAGCGCAUCUAUCGCGAGCUCACACUCACCUGUCGCCUCAUGGCACGCUAUGGCAAUCCCCUACAGUUGUUUGAUCACUUUUGCUCAUACUUGCGCGAAAGCAGUAACAGCAGCAACAGCAACAGCAACAGCAACAGCCGCAGCAGUGGUAAAGGCGGAAAUAGCAGCAGAACCAGCCACGGCUCCGAAGGCAGUACCAUCGCCAACGACCCAGACGUCCGAUCGGACUACAGCGUGCAAGCGUUGUUCUACUUGAACGAGCUCUGUCUGGGCGUAGGUGGUGUUGGGUUGGGUGAUGAGCCUGUUCAAGGCCAGGCAGAUAGAAAGAAAACCGCCCGGGCACGCCGAAUCGCACAGUCGAUCGUCCAAGAGUACAUCAAAUGCAAGAUUAUGGACGCCCCGACACAUGUCAGCGAGGCCGAAGCCGAUUCGGGCACGCAGCACGACCGUCCUGGCCCGAGCGGCAGUAGCAAUGCUCUGCUCUUGAAGGGACUGCCAACGUCCCUCGAGCAGCGCCUCCAUAUUGUCGAUUUGCCAAGAAAGAACUCAGUUUUGUCGUUCAAUCUGAACAUCACCCGAAUCAGUCUGAUCCUCGAGGGGCUCGCCAACUGCUCUCGAAUCCUCAAGCGAGAGUUCCGGCCGCUGCUGAUGGACUGCGUCUAUCAGAUUCUCGAAAAGAUCGGGCAUACCAACACCAUCGUGAACGCCUCGGCGAACGCCGCCCUCUUGGUGAUUGCAGAGCAGUCGGGCUAUGCGACCCCCAGGGAGCUCAUCCUCCAGAAUGUGGAUUACAUCAUCAACAAAGUCUCGUUGCGGCUCGGACCUCACUGCUUUCAUGCCAAGGCGCCUGUCGUGCUCGAUGCAGCGAUCCGAAUUGCCGGCGGCAGCAUCAUCCGCUUCAUGGCAGACUCGAUCGACGAGAUCUUGGCGACCCUGGAUGCCUACGAAUACUGGAGCCAGCCCGAGCUGCUGGUGGCUCUGGUGACGGUCAUGUAUCGGCUCACGUUGGCGAUGGACCCUUCCGAGAAUGCGGCUGCUGCCCCAGGCCAUCAGAGUGUCCGGACUGAGGCCCCAGGUGACUCUGACGACAGCAAGCUCGGCAAGGCGGAGGACACUGCCUCACCCGGGACCAUGUCUCCAAGCGAUGUGGCGGCUGAUGUGGCAGCGUCUGCACGGGAAGAGAUAGAAACAGGCUCUGAACCGGCUAACGCAGCUGAAGAAUGCGAAGACACUGAACUGGCAGCCCCAGGCGUCUCGAGCGAGAUCCAGCAAUUCUGUCUCUACUACCGCUCGGCCAUGGAAGUCGAUAGACAGGAGGCGGUCUCGGGGCCUGCGAAAGACGGCAGCGAAGAUGCCGGCGGCUCGAGCCCCGAAGAUGUGCGCGACUUUUUCCUCGGCCAUCUCAAGCAGAAAGAAGCAGCCGCAGCAGGAGAAAUCGGCAAAGACGGCGAGGACGGCGACGAUCCGAUGGGUGCUGCCACUGGCGUACGCGACCCCGAUCCACGCAAGUCGAGCUGGGAGCAGGAUCUGUGCAUCCGGAUAGUGCAGAAGCUUCAUCACUUUCUCGCGGCAGACUCGGCGCAACUGCGGGCGCUGGCCCUGAAGACGAUCCGCAGCGCCAUUCCGGUGCUGCAGACCCACCUCGACGAGCACGGGCGCGAGAACGAGUUCCUCAACCCACUGAUCCACACGAUCUGGCCGCAGAUCCUCUCACGCCUGGACCGAGACCGCGAGCACUUUGUGCGGCUUGAGGCGCUGCUGCUGAUCAGCACAAUCUCGGAGCACUCGGGCGGGUUUGUUGCCAAGCGACUCCGGAGCGACGUCCUGCCGCGGUUCGAGCAAGUGUUCAAGCAGUGCCUGGAGGUUGUCCCCCGCGGCACAACAGGGCGCCAGCGGCCUCUCGAUGGCGGUGGGCCAGGCACAUUCGCCGCUGCUGCCGCCGCCGCCGACCGGGACCUCGACAUGACCAAGCCCUUUGGUGUGUUGUUCAAGAUCCAGUACGCUGUGCUCGAGAACCUGUCGGCGAUCCUGCGAUCGUCCAAGGCCAUCGGGCUGACGAGCAGCGACUUUGAUCCGCUCGGCCGCUACAUCUGGAGGUACCUCGACAGCAGCGCCUACCACGCAAGCAUCCAGCAGAAGGCGCAGGAGGUGCUAUUGAGGGUGGCGGGGGUGGACGCAGACGGAGUAUGGUACCUUGUCUCUGCCCUCCUCACCGGCAUGACAAGUGCAGCGCAGGUCACAAGGGGCGCACGACCGAGCCGACAGGGGAACACCCCGCUUGUUCGUGUGAGUUCGUGGGAAGCAACGACAAGCCCGACUGCGAUUGAGGCGAUGCAGCUGCUGACCAAGGACAGCGCGAGCAAGGCCACGAAGGACAGCAAGGGAGCGUCGUUGCCCAAGACAGGCGUUGCUGACCGAGCAAAGGCAAGCAGCGCAACAGCCGGGGCAAGUACAACAGUGUUUGGGCCGUGGACAGCCCCCACGGACGCCUUUGUGGUCCCGCAGAUCCCCCACUGGGUCUUUGACCGGGCUGGGCUCGCAAGAGAGCACUCGCUGUCGCAUUUCCGGCGCAACCUCGAGAUGCUGGCUGCGAGUCUGUGAUGGCCCGCGGCUCUGGAAGCAAUGCCGGGCCAUGGCCGCUGUGGGCAGCGCUACGGGACGAUGGAUGGCUGCAGCGCAGACGAUGUACGGGGCGGUUGUAUCGGGCCUGGACGAGUCUGGCUUGCCGAAUGCCUGGCCUUGCAUC